AUGAGUCUACGGCAAGUGUCCACUUUUCGUAACCACCACUACCACCAGCCGCUACCUGUUGAGUCUGGCCAACGCCACCGUCGGCGACGUUUCGGGCUCCAAAGUGCGGCGCACCUCAUAUGGCGCCAUUCCAAAUGUUUAAUCCUCCGAUGUCUGGUCGGAAAAGAACUGAAAAACAGACCGAUCUUCAUCCGGGGGAAAGACGACAAGGAUGUUCACGAAAGUCUUCUCUUCUCUUCCACCCCUCCCUCUCUCUUCACUUCACUUCUCUCUCUUCCUCUUCUCUCUCUUCCCCCUCUCUCUUCUCUUCCCUCCUCUUCUCUCUCUCUCUCUUCUGUUCUCUCUCUUUUUUCUCUGCUCUUCUUCUUCUCUCUCUUCUCUUCUAUGUCUCUUCUUGUCUCUACUCUUUUAUCUCUAUCUUCUCUUCUCUCUCUCCUUGUCUCUGUUUCUCUCUUCUCUUCUCUUGUGAUGGUAAAAUUUAAAAUUAAUGUUUCUCCCCAUUCUUCCUCUUUAUUCCAUGUUCCUCUCACCAGACAUCUUUGCUCGGUUGGAACGUUUUCCUCUCUAUGCAAAUGUCCUCUCCGUUUUCUUAACUAUUCGUCGACUUUUUUUUUCUUGCUAUUUCUUCCAUUUUAUCUUCGUUUCUUUCUAAUUUUUUCCCACUCGUUUCCUGUUUAUUGCUCUCGCAUGUCUUUCUGUGGACCCCGACCCAACCUAGUCACUGACCUACCUUUCCCACCAACCCUCGUUCCCACUCGCAUCACACUCCCCGCCCUUGACGGCUAA
Molecule: messenger RNA, 786 nt
Organism: Acanthosepion pharaonis
Lineage: Eukaryota; Metazoa; Mollusca; Cephalopoda; Sepiida; Sepiidae
Source: the annotation of a GenBank genome assembly